Messenger RNA from Emys orbicularis (European pond turtle), 1422 nucleotides. Its product is annotated as E3 ubiquitin-protein ligase TRIM39-like. Gene Ontology annotation, biological process: protein ubiquitination. Gene Ontology annotation, molecular function: ubiquitin protein ligase activity; protein binding; zinc ion binding. The transcript has 6 exons. The record is from RefSeq and is a predicted model, not a curated record. Gene Ontology annotation, cellular component: cytoplasm. NCBI's taxonomy places the organism in Eukaryota, Metazoa, Chordata, Testudines, Emydidae. The coding region runs from base 1 to 1422 and encodes 473 amino acids.
AUGGCCUCAGCAGCUCCCCUAGGGAAAGUGUUAGAAGAAGCCACUUGCUCCAUCUGCCUGGAGUAUCUGACACAGCCGGUGACCAUAGACUGUGGGCACAACUUCUGCCGAGCCUGCAUCACCCUGUACAGUGAGCAAAGUGAGCCUGAAUCAGGCACAAAGGUCCCCUGUCCCCAGUGCCGAGCUCCCUUCCAGAAAGGGAAACUCCGGCCCAACACGCAGCUGGCUGAUAUUGUAGAGAACAUCAAAAAACUGAGGUUACAGCCAGGGAAAGAGCAGAAGAAAAGUCUGUGUGAGAGACACCAGGAGAAGCUCCAACUCUUCUGUGAGGAGGACAGAGAAGCCAUCUAUUUGGUUUGCAGAGAGUCCCGGGCUCACCGAGCUCAUGCUGUGCUCCCCAUACAGGAGGCUGCUCUGGAUUACAAGGUGAAACUCCGGAGAGCCCUGGGUCCUCUGAGGAAGCAGUUAGAGGAGUGCCUGGCAUUGGUGUCCAAAGAGGAGAAGAAAACCACAGAGUGGCAGGACAAUGUGGAGAAUCAGAGAAGGUCGAUCACACGUGAAUUUAAGAAACUGCACCAGUUUCUGAGUGAGGAGGAGCAGCUGCUUCUGCGGAGACUGGCAGCGGAGGAGAGGGAGAUUCUGCAGAGACUGCAGGACAAUAUAACAAAACUCUCAGAGCAAAGUGCUGCUCUGAUCAAUCUCAUCACGGAGAUGGAGGAGAAGUGUCAGCAACCAGCCGUGGAGCUGCUGAAGGAUAUGAAAAGCGCAUUGAUCAGGAGUGAGAAUGUGACACUCCAGCAACCAGGAGUUGUGUCUCCUACCCUGAAGAAUAUGUAUAAAGUCUGCCUUGACAUGAGGGAAGUGCUGGAGAGAUUCACUGUGGAUGUGAUUCUGGAUCCAGACACAGCUCAUCCCAACCUUGUCCUGUCUGAGGAUCGGAAACGUGUGAGACACGGAGACACACGACAGGAUCUACCAGACAAUCCUGAGAGAUUUGAUUGUUGUCACUGUGUUCUGGGUGCUGAGGGGUUCACGGGUGGGAGGCGUUACUGGGAGGUGGAAGUGGGAGACAUGACUGAUUGGAUGCUGGGGGUUUGUAGAGAAUCUGUGAGCAGGAAGGGGUGGGUCAUACUCACAACUGAGAAUGGAUACUGGGCCAUGUGGCUGUGGGUUGGGGAAUACAAGGUCCUCACCUCCCCCCGAACUUCCCUCCCUAUGAGUGUCAGGCCCAGACGAGUGGGGAUUUUCCUCGACUAUGAGGCGGGUGAGGUCUCAUUUUACAAUGUGACUGACAGGUCCCAUCUCUUCACUUUCACUGGCACCUUCUCUGGGAAGCUGCAUCCUUAUUUCUGUCCUGGUCUCAAUGCUGGGGGUAAAAAUGCGGCUCCCCUGAUAAUCUGCCCAGUCCCAGCUACACCGUAG